Athalia rosae (coleseed sawfly) is the source of this 933-nucleotide messenger RNA. It is a transcript of the gene Naa80, whose product is annotated as N-alpha-acetyltransferase 80. The record is from RefSeq and is a predicted model, not a curated record. Gene Ontology annotation, cellular component: cytoplasm. Gene Ontology annotation, biological process: protein acetylation. Bases 242 to 799 code for a protein of 185 amino acids. The transcript is spliced from 4 exons. Gene Ontology annotation, molecular function: N-acetyltransferase activity; acetyl-CoA binding. NCBI's taxonomy places the organism in Eukaryota, Metazoa, Arthropoda, Insecta, Hymenoptera, Athaliidae.
UCACAACAAACGUGGAACGUGAGUGUUUACCUUUUUUUGACAGAAAUAAAUGUUUUCGAACAUACCUGUCAUUAAAAAUGCUGACUAAAUUUAACAACAAAAUGAUAGUUGCUUCAGAAAAUCAAUUUUUGGGCUACAAAGGAACUGGAUAAUUCACCGCGACAUAAAUAAUAUUCAUAACUUUCUUCAUAGUUAGAUUUUUUUUUUUCUCUAAAAACAAUCAUCUGUUCCAAGAGACAUUAUGAAAGACUACGUGGUAGUUCCACUGCACAAGCGGAUUGAGCUAACCAGACAGUGCUGUAAAUUGGUAAAUGCUGAAUGGCCCAGAAGCGAGGUAGCUCGAUUGAGAAGCUUAAACUCUUCGUGCGAUAAAUUUCCUACGUGUCUUGUACUUUUGGAUGAUACAUGUGUCAUUGGACAUUGUAAAAUAUCCUUAGUACCAAAUAUGUGCGAUAGUUGCUUUAUAGAAUCUGUUGUGAUAGAUCAAAAAUACAGAGCACGUGGUCUCGGCACGAUAUUAAUGCGUGGAGCAGAGGAAUACGUGGCAAGGCGGGGAAUCCUCAAAGUAUUUCUAUCGACAAAAGGACAAGAGUACUUUUAUAAAAAAUUAGGAUACGACUUUUGUGAACCAGUGAGUUUAUAUGGAAAUACAUACGGUGAAAACGAUCCUGCUCCUAGUUCAAGCAAAUUAUUGAAAGAGAGUAAAUUGAUAGGACCACCUCCACCGCCUAUGCCCAUCAUGAGGAACUCAGGUUUUCCAUUUUCAAUGACAAAAACAUACAUGGUUAAAAACUUGUGAACUGUCAUAAUUAUUGAAAUCAGAACGCUUAUCAUCAUUAUUAUUUGUAAAUGAAAUAUAUUUUUCUGACUAUUUUUAUGUAACAAAUGAAUGUAUUAACGAUGUACCUACAAUAUAUUAUAAUUUCUGUACUA